Messenger RNA from Lasiodiplodia theobromae, 1926 nucleotides. Its product is annotated as Amino acid transporter. Gene Ontology annotation, cellular component: vacuolar membrane. Gene Ontology annotation, biological process: amino acid transmembrane transport. Gene Ontology annotation, molecular function: amino acid transmembrane transporter activity. Bases 1 to 1926 code for a protein of 641 amino acids. Lineage: Eukaryota; Fungi; Ascomycota; Dothideomycetes; Botryosphaeriales; Botryosphaeriaceae. The transcript has 5 exons. The record is from RefSeq and is a predicted model, not a curated record.
AUGAAUGUUCCGCGCAAGCAGCCCACCACAUGGGACGAGUACGAUGGCCGCGCAUCGUUCAACUCCAACACCAGCAUUCAGUGGAACGACGACGAUGAGAGACCGCCGCGCGCCGAGAGCAGCGGCUUCGCCCACCAGCUGCGCGAGAGAAGAUCAUCCAUGUCGAUGCGCUUCAACUCGAUCCGCCAUGCCGGCGGUGUGAACAGUAUCGAUAAUUUCGCCCGCUCUUGGCAGCGCGCCGCCGGAUUCUACGAGGUCCAGCCCAUAGAAGGGCGCGCGUUUCGCUUCUCAGAGGGCGAGGGUGCUGCUGACGAGAGGAACGGCGAUAUCGAAUCCACUCCCGGCGAGCGGCGAUCGCUCCUGCACGAAGCCUUUGCAGACGGAGGCCGCAGAUCAUCUGAUAAUGCCGUCGCCACUGACGAGGAUCUCGACGCUCCCCCGAUCGACGACCCGUCGAGAAGGGGUUCUUUCCGCGACCAAAGCCUUUUUUCCAUUGAGCCUUCCUUAUCAUCGCCGUUUGGCAGCAGCUAUGGCACGCGCUAUGGCAGCUUCCGGGGCACUAAUGAUGCUGCGAUCCGUCAGGCAGCGAGAUUGUUCAGUGAACAACAGCUGAAAGGCACAACCCAGCCAGACCAGGACCGCGAGCCUUUACUCGUGAAGCAAGUUGAAGAGGAUGGCCAUCUCAUCAACGUCGUUGUUGGCCAGUCUACGCUCCCUCAGACGGUCUUCAAUUCGGUCAACGUGCUCAUCGGAAUCGGUUUGCUGAGCUUGCCCUUGGCCAUGAAGUACACCGGGUGGGUUAUUGGCCUGACGUUCUUCGUUUUCUCGGCCAUCACAACCCAGUACACUGCCAAACUCCUGGCAAAAUGUCUUGACAUUGAUAACUCACUCAUAACUUUUGCUGAUCUUGCAUACGUCUCGUUUGGCCACCGCGCACGUGUUCUUGUUAGCAUACUGUUCACUCUUGAGCUGCUGGCAGCUUGCGUUGCUCUGGUUGUCCUGUUUGCAGAUAGUCUGGCUGCUCUGGCUCCCGUCCUCAGCGAUCUAGGCUGGAAAAUUGCUUGCGGAAUCAUUUUGGUACCCCUGAACUUUCUCCCCCUCCGUUUUCUCAGUUUUACGAGUGUCCUCGGAAUUCUUUGCUGUCUUGGAAUCGUUUCUAUAGUCUUCAUUGACGGAGCGAUCAAACCCCACCAGCCCGGAUCCCUUCAAGAGCCAGCCACGACAUACCUGUUCCCCGAACAUUGGGCUACCGUUCCGCUUGGUUUUGGUCUUCUAAUGUCACCUUGGGGAGGCCACAGCGUCUUUCCUAACAUUUACAGAGAUAUGCGCCAUCCAUACAAAUACCGCAAGGGUGUUAAAAUCACCUACUCUUUCACUUUUCUCCUGGAUUUGAGUAUGGCUGUUAUCGGUCUCCUCAUGUUUGGAGAUGGCGUCCGUGAUGAGAUUACGUCCAACAUUCUGCUCACGGAUGGAUACCCGCGCACACUGUCUAUUCUCAUCAUCGUCUUCAUUGCCAUCAUUCCCUUGACCAAGGUCCCGUUAAAUGCCCGCCCUAUUGUCAGCACUAUUGAGCUGUUGUUCGGUCUCGACCCACGAACUCUUGCGGCUACGUCGAGUCUCCACGGGUCAUCCGGUCUCACCAGGGGCAUUCUCAAAAUUACCAUUCGCCUGUUUACGACCGCGGUCUUCGUCAUCAUCGCCAUCGUCUUCCCGGAAUUCGACCGAAUCAUGACUCUCCUGGGUUCCGUUGCCUGCUUUUCCGUCUGUCUUAUCCUGCCGCUUGCUUUUCAUCUCAAACUGUUCGGCGACAGGAUCGGACGAUGGGAAUACUGGGGCAACUGGGCACUUCUAGUCCUCAGCGCCAUCAUGGCCAUUAUCAGUACGAUAUUCGCCUGUUUGCCUAAGGAUGUGAUCGUCGCAUCGUGA